CCGCCAUGGAGCCCAACAGCCCCCGCAAGAUCCAGUUCACGGUGCCGCUGCUGGAGCCGCACCUCGACCCGGAGGCGGCCGAGCAGAUCCGGAGGCGCCGACCAACUCCUGCCAACCUGGUCCUGAGCAGCGACCAGUCGUCCCCAGAGAUCGACGAGGACCGGCUGCCCAACCCCCUGCUGAAGUCGGGUCUGGCCAUGUCACCCAGGCAGAGGAAGAAGGUUUCCCGCACCACCCCGACCAUGAAAGAGCUGCAGAUGAUGGUGGAGCAUCACCUGUGCAAGCAGGCGCAGGGCGAGGAGGAGGAGGAGGCGGCUGCCACCGGCCAGGAGCGUGGCCCCGGCCACUGCCACCACGGUGACACCGAGCACAGCCACAGCCCCGGUGGCACCUGCCCACUGGCCACGCACGAGGGUGGCCCCGGCCCCGGAGAGCGGACCCACGGGGAUGGGCGGCAAAGCCUGGAUGAGGAGGAC
Messenger RNA from Gavia stellata (red-throated loon), 476 nucleotides. It is a transcript of the gene PPP1R1A, whose product is annotated as protein phosphatase 1 regulatory inhibitor subunit 1A. Gene Ontology annotation, molecular function: protein phosphatase inhibitor activity. Gene Ontology annotation, cellular component: cytoplasm. Gene Ontology annotation, biological process: intracellular signal transduction. The annotation marks the transcript as partial. The transcript is spliced from 6 exons. The record is from RefSeq and is a predicted model, not a curated record. Lineage: Eukaryota; Metazoa; Chordata; Aves; Gaviiformes; Gaviidae.